Messenger RNA from Dichomitus squalens LYAD-421 SS1, 1949 nucleotides. RefSeq lists its product as uncharacterized. Gene Ontology annotation, cellular component: nucleus; RNA polymerase II transcription regulator complex. The record is from RefSeq and is a predicted model, not a curated record. The transcript has 4 exons. Gene Ontology annotation, molecular function: DNA-binding transcription activator activity, RNA polymerase II-specific; transcription cis-regulatory region binding. Lineage: Eukaryota; Fungi; Basidiomycota; Agaricomycetes; Polyporales; Polyporaceae. The coding region runs from base 64 to 1782 and encodes 572 amino acids.
CCCAGCACCCGCAACUCCCCUCUCACCAGUGCUAGUCGCGCGUCGUGUUUGACCAACGUCGCGAUGAGUGCCGCAGCCGUCUCUCCCGAGACUGCCUCUUCAUCAACUACACUCUGGGCUACCCCCUCUAAGGAAUGGGUCAUCCCAGCGAAGCCAAAGCCCGGACGGAAGCCCAAGAAGGACGUCGCUCCCGCUGUCCACGACGGUGCCGAGGUCGAUGCCAAAGGCCGACGCGUACAGAACAGGGCUGCGCAGCGUGCGUUCCGCGAGCGCAAGCAGUCGCAGCUUGCCGAGCUACAAGCUCGCGUGCAGCAAUACGAGCAGGGAGAAAUCGAGCGGAACGUCGCGCUACAAAACAUCGCGAAGCGUUUGAAAGAGGAGAACGAGAAGCUUCGCAACGAGAACACCUUUCUCAAGGAGAAGAUCGCUCAGUACGAGGCAGAGCGCUCUUCCGCCAAGAGGCCCCGAGACGAGUUCUCCCCGCGUCCGACCCACGAUCGCUCUCAGUCCCCUGUGAAGAAGAGGUCCAGAUCGUCUUUCGAUGUCCUCACCAGCAUCGUCCAGACACCAUUCACACCCGUGGCAUAUGCCUCCUCUCCUUCCGCUAUAUCUUCAGCCGACUCGGAUGCCCACUCCAGCUUCUCCCCCUUGCCAUCAUCGGCUCGUGACACGCAGCUCUUUUCUCAGAACUUUGGCUUCAACGGUAUCUUUGAAAUGGCUACGUCGGGUAAGACGAGCCUCUUUGAGCCGGGAGGUAGUCUCGAUACCUUCGACUGUGGGUUCUGCAACGAGAACACCCCCUGCGUGUGUCGGGAGCUGGCUCUCCAACAGAUCGCGGAGCGCAUGUCGAUCUCCUCUAUGAAGCUGGAGAACACAGACCACAACACUGCGCCUAUAUCCGCACCGGUCACCGCCAGCCCACCUUCCAUCCUCGACAACCUUCCAGCGUAUCAGCCCCCCGUCCCCCUGCGGCGCCGGGCACGCAAUCCCUCUCUGCAGCCCAUAUUCCCAAUCGCCAUUCCUACUCCCGAGACGCCGAAGCCUGAGGUCCCGUCCUGUACUGGAGACCCCUCGAACUGCGCUGCCUGUGCAGACGACGCGUUUGGCAAAGCGUUCUGUGCGGCCAUCAGCCAGUCCGUCUCUUCCGCAUCUCCUUGCAAGGAUUGUCCUUGUCGAUCGGAGAAUGGAGGAGGGAGUUGCUCGACAGCAACGGGUAGCACUGGAGGUUGUUGUGGGAACCCUGCCUUGUGCGGGCGGUCCAACUCUGAGCCUGGAACGUCAACAGCAGCAGCUUCUUCAGCACCGGCCUCUGCCUCUUCAGCCCAGCUCACCUCCUCCCUCCUUAUGUCCGAGGCAUUCAGCACUACGGAGACGAUGCCCUGCGAUGCAGCAUGGCGGCAGAUCAAGAACCACCCGAACGCCGCCUUCACUGACCUCUCACUUCUCGCCGAAGUCGUCGCGCGCCGCUCCAAGUGUACGGGCCCUCGCGUCGAAAUCUGUCCCGCGCCAGGCUCUGUCACUCCAGAGCGCAACCUAUCACCGGGCGUCGGGCUCACGACAGCCUUCACUCAGCAGUUCGACACCCAGUCGAUCAUCCUGACGGACCCGCACGCGCAAUACAAUGAACGGCACCGGACGCGUGGCAAUGGGACGUCGCCACCUCCAAUGCUUGUUCCACAAGAGGUAUUGGUGCAGUGCGGCCGCCAGAGGGUUCGAGAGGUGAUGGCUGAUGGAGUCCGUGACGCGCUACGUCUCCUUGAUGCGAGGUUUGCUCAGCCGUAGCCUGGUUGUAGCAAGGUGUGUCAGCUCGGUAGCAGUGUGAUGUGUACAAGCUCUACCUAGAGCUUUUUCGGAGAAAGUUUACGUACUAAGCUUAUAUCUUUUUGCUUUGCAUCCCUUCAUGUAUUCUACUCUGCCCCCAUGCAUUUCCUCAUAGAAUCUGAUACACC